AAAAGUACACUCUUUUGUUCAAACCUUUUUAUUUUUAUUUCGCACUAUACAUUCAGUUUAUUGGUUUGAGUUGGUAAUUUUAUUUUCGAUACGUUCAUAUGCAGCAAUGAGAAGAAUUAACGAUUUCAUUUGUAUCUAAAGUUUUUAAUUUACACGAUCUUUGCAAAAACAACGGAAGAAAGUUAAUUCUUCAGCAUAAAUUCGUCAAUAAUGAAUAAGCAUUGCGGGUACGGGAUCGAUGCUUUCAUGCAUUUUUAAAAGCCCGCCUGAUCGAAGGUUGUUCACCAGAGGUCGCUGUGGUACAGUCACGUGACGCCAAGUCGAUGGCGGGAAAAUCCGGGCAAUUUCAUACCAAAGUUAGGUUACAACACUUACACCGGAACAGCGUGUAAACACGAUUCUCCUGUUGUUAUGAUCAAUCGUACAGUGCUUUAAAACAACAGCAAUGGUUCAAGUCGAAGAAAAGUCUAACCACGAACAAAAGAAAUGUGUAUUCGAACGAGCAACAGUCAAGUACACCGAUCAAACAGAUAGAUUUUCGAAAGAAGGCGACAACUAUACGAAACAGUUUGCAAGUUUAUAUGUCAAGAGGCUUGAGGAAUUGUAUCCAAUAUUGAAAGAAAAACUUACAAAAAAAUGGGGAAAAGACGUACACCUGAUUCCAUUAUCGGACAUUGAAGAUCAACAUGGAAAACGAUGUGCCAUUAUUGGCACUCUGUACAAGCAUCAACCGAACAAACCAUCAAUUUUACAAGAACUCAGCGAAGAACAUCAAAUGACAGUACCUGUUCCAAAGCCUGACUAUUGCUCAGACGAGGAUCAGUUAUUUUUAGAAGACCAAACAUCUCGAAUUAGAUUAACUGGGGACAAAGUAAACGUCAGAGAAUCCGUCACUGGAGUAGUAUGUGCUGUCAUUGGAUCUGAGAAUCAAAAGAGUACCUUUGAAGUGGAAGAUUGGUGUUUUGCUGACUGUCCCAUUGGUAGAUCAGUUACAAUAAAAGACAAAGGAAAGUUAGUUUUCAUAUCUGGUCUGGAGCUUGCAUCAACUCCACAAAACCUUCCAUUGAACUUAUUAGUAGAAUGGUUGGGAGGAUUAGCAGGAGAUCCAGAACUGCAAGAGGAUGAAGCGUCUAUUGUCCGGGUUGUUAUAGCUGGUAACAGCAUAAAAGGAUGUGCGGAUCAACAUCUAAGUAAAGGUCUUCUUAGUGGAAAGGCUGAGGAUGCAGCUGCUGCAAAAGAUAUGGCUAAUGGAACACACAGACUCGAUACAUUUCUUGAAACCAUUGGUAGUAAUUGUUGUAUAACUCUAAUGCCAGGACAAUUUGACAAUACCACACUCAUGAUGCCUCAAAGGGCAAUGCAUCCUGCAUCAUUUCCAAACGCAAGAAAAUUAAAGAGUAUAAAGGGAGUGACAAAUCCAUGGGUAGGACAAGUAUCUGAAAGAGUGAUUGUUGGAACAAGUGGUCAACCUAUUCAAAAUAUCCAAAAAGUUUGUGGACUGGAUACUUUAGAAUCGAUCGAGUGGCUUGAAAGAUCUCUAGAAUGGAGGCAUAUGUGCCCAACAGCACCUGACACUAUUCCUUGCAUGCCGUUUUAUAAAAGCGAUCCUUUUGUUUUAAGAGAGUGCCCUGAUAUUUAUUUUUCUGGAAACAUGGAGAAAUUUGAAACCAAAUUAUAUAAAGGUAACAAUGGCCAAAAAGUUCGUCUUUUGUGUAUACCAAAGUUUGCGAAAACUCAAACUGCUGUACUUGUUGAUCUUCAAACAUUAGAUGCGAUACCAAUCUCAUUUGGGGCAGAAUAAUAUGUUAAUUAUUUCUUGUAAAGCUAGUUUUUAAGUUUUUUUUAUAUUUAUAAUAAAUCAUUUUUUUAAUAAACCCACAAUCAGCUGUUAAUAAAUUUACUCACAUAGAAAAA
This is a messenger RNA of Nasonia vitripennis (jewel wasp), 1914 nucleotides long. Its product is annotated as DNA polymerase delta small subunit. The record is from RefSeq and is a predicted model, not a curated record. The transcript is spliced from 5 exons. Gene Ontology annotation, molecular function: DNA binding. Lineage: Eukaryota; Metazoa; Arthropoda; Insecta; Hymenoptera; Pteromalidae. The coding region runs from base 446 to 1801 and encodes 451 amino acids. Gene Ontology annotation, biological process: DNA strand elongation involved in DNA replication; DNA replication. Gene Ontology annotation, cellular component: delta DNA polymerase complex.